Messenger RNA from Benincasa hispida (wax gourd), 1681 nucleotides. NCBI's taxonomy places the organism in Eukaryota, Viridiplantae, Streptophyta, Magnoliopsida, Cucurbitales, Cucurbitaceae. The record is from RefSeq and is a predicted model, not a curated record.
GAACAUAUUUAAGAAACAACAUUUUCCCUUUGUCCCCUCUCUCACUGGACUUUGAAUAAUCUACACAGCUUUUAACUUGGCAAUAGUUGAGCUUCUUCUUCAAUAGCUACACAAACAGGAUGGAGCUUGAAAUAGUGAGUAAAGAAACCAUCAAGCCUUUAUCUUCAACCCCACCAGAACUCAAGAAUCUCCCCCUCAGCCUUUUCGAUCAACAAGCCCCGAACAUGUAUAUACGCCUUCUCUAUUUCUACAAUAGCUAUAAUAUCAGCUCCAGCCAUGGCCGGCAGCUUCUGAAAGACAGCCUCUCAAAAGCCUUGACUUUUUACUACCCUUUUGCCGGCCGUCUCCAGGACGGAGGCAAUUCCAUCGACUGCAAUGACAUGGGUGCGAUCGUCUCGGAGGCAAAGCUCAGGUGUCCCAUGUCAGAAUUUAUGAACAACUUCAAUAUGGAAUGUGAGGAGAUUUUGAAGUUGACUUUUUUCGAUGAAAUCAAUGAUGGAAAUGACCAAAGAUUAAACCCUUUGUUGUGUGUUCAGUUGACUCAAUUUGAAUGUGGAGGAGAAGUUAUGUAUGUGUUGUGCUCUCACAAAAUUGCGGAUUUCGCAUCGUUGACCAACUUCAUGAAGGAUUGGGCUUUCAUUGCUCGUAGCUCCGGUGACGGUGAUCCACCGACGCUUAGUAGUCCUCCUCAGUUCAAUGGGGCAAGUUUUUUCCCGCUGGAAUUGGACGGCGGCGGCGGGGAAGAUUCGAGAACAGAGAGACAUGAUGAAAAUGUUGUUAGCUCAAAGAGAUUUGUGUUUGAGGGUUCAAAAAUUGCAGCUCUUAAAAGUAUGGUAUGUGAGAAAGUAGAGAAUCCAACUAGAGUUCAGCUUCUCACUGCCUUCAUCUACAAAGCUGCCCUUUCAGCAAAAAAUUCAGUUACAGGUGUGUUAAUUUUGGUUUGUAUCAUCUUUAAACUAUAUCAUAGCUAUGUGCCGGCAACAACUCUGCUUCAGCUCAUCAACUUACGAAACAGAGUGGAUCCGCCAUUGCCGGCGACAUUAUCUGGAAACAUAAUCUCAUCCUUCAUAGCAUCAUUGACGAUGCCGGAGCAGCAGGAAAUGGAGCUAUGGGACUUAGUGGGUGACAUGAAGAGAAACUUUGAAGAGUUCUGCAAAACGUUCCCAACAAAUUACAGAGCUGAACAAUGGGGUUUACUUUACAAAUUACAUGCCAAAGAAUCACUGGAGAAGGUGAGAAAUCCAGGGGAUUGUACACUGUAUACAUGUUCUAGCUGGUGCAAAUUUCCAGUGUAUGAUGUGGAUUUUGGAUGGGGGAAGCCUGUAUGGAUCACUGUACCGGAGUUUCCAUGGAAGAAUAUGAUUUUGUUGAUGGAUUCCAAAGAUGGUGAGGGGAUUGAAGCUAUGGUGAGCUUGGAGAAGAAGGAAAUGGAGGUGUUUCUGCAAAAUCAAGAGCUUCUCUCAUUUUGUGAACUCAAAACUCCAGCUCAUAUAAUUUAACUUGCGUGAAAGUAGAAACCGAAAUUAAGAUACGAAAAUAGUUAAUUAAAAGUCUGUACUAGGGAAUCGGAUUCCACCAAGUAUUAUGGUCGAUCAUGGAACUCUAAGAUGCAUUGCUUGCUUGUUUUUAUCCUUAGCUUGUUUGUCCAAAAGACCAAAGCACGACAUCCUAAAUCAUUAAU